AUGCCGGACUUCAAGAUCUCCGCCAUUUUGGAGGGCCACAGCGAUGAUGUUCGAGCUGUGGCCUUCCCAAGUACAACAACAGUUCUAACCUCAUCUCGAGAUGCAACUGUUCGCAUGUGGACUGUGAUAUCAUCCCCACCUCCACAAUUCGAUGACAAAAUUACCGUGCAUGGUUCAGCAUUCAUAAAUUCUAUAGCUUACUGCCCCCCAACAGAAGACUAUCCGGAGGGGCUGAUAUUCAGCGCCGGCCAAGAUACAAUAAUAGAAGCAAGACAGGCUGGGAAACCUGCGGAUGAUAACGCUGAUCGUUUGUUGCUCGGCCAUACCGGCAACGUAUGUGCUCUGGCUGUCUCACCGGACCGUAAAUGGCUUGCCAGUGGAAGCUGGGACUCAACCGGCCGUCUAUGGGAGAUUGGAAAAUGGAGUAAAGAGGUGGUUCUGGAAGGCCAUGGAGGUAGUGUUUGGGCUGUCCUUGCUUACGACAAGGACACAGUUAUUACAGGAUGUGCUGAUAAGCUCAUACGUGUAUUUAACACCUCUGGGAGUUUACAAAACACAUUCCGCGGCUGUGGAGAUGUUGUUCGAGCACUCUGCAAGGUCCCAGAUGGACACACAUCCGGUGCACAGAUAGCAUCCGCAGGUAAUGAUGGUAUUAUUCGGCUCUGGACGAUUCAAGGAAAGCAGGUUGGCCAACUCCAUGGACAUGAGAGCUUUAUUUACUCCCUCGCUGCCCUUCCGUCUGGUGAGCUAGUGAGUUCCGGAGAAGACCGGACCGUGAGGAUAUGGAAUGGCACUAGCUGCGUCCAAACAAUCACUCACCCGGCGAUAUCAGUGUGGAGUGUUGCUGCUUGCGCUGAGUCUGGUGAUAUUGUCUCGGGAGCCAGCGAUAGGGUCACUCGAGUCUUCAGUCGAGCUAAGGAUCGACAGGCAGAUGAAGCUACAACCCAGAUAUUCGAGAACGCCGUCAAGGAGUCCUCUAUCCCGCAAGAGCAGGUCGGAAAGGUCAACAAGGAGAAACUUCCUGGGCCAGAAUUCCUUCGGCAAAGAUCUGGAACAAAGGAUGGCCAAGUGCAGAUGAUUCGUGAAGAGGAUGGAAGUGUUACCGCUCAUACUUGGUCAUCUGCUUCCUCUCAAUGGGUCCCAGUUGGCACAGUUGUGGACUCCGUCGGGAGCAGUGGUAGGAAAGUUGAAUACAUGGGUCAAGAUUACGAUUAUGUCUUCGACGUCGACAUUGAGGAUGGAAAGCCACCACUUAAGCUCCCAUAUAAUCUGUCCCAAAACCCAUAUGACGUGGCAAAGAAAUUUAUCGAAACCAACGAACUCCCGAUAUCAUACCUAGAGCAGGUUGCCAACUUUAUAACGUCAAAUACUGAGCAGGUUGCCAACUUUAUAACGUCAAAUACUAAAGGAGCAGUGGUAGGCCCAUCACAGACAAAUGAAUCCACAUACCAACAGCCGUCUAUUCCGGACUCUCGACCACGAGUUUUACCACAAGCUUCAUACCUCUCUAUAACCUCUGCAAACUUGAAAGCUAUUCAAAAGAAGAUCUCCGAGUUAAACGCACAACUAGUGUCCUCUGGUUCUAAGGAUAUAUCCCUUUCUCCAUCUGAAAUGGAAGCCAUAUCUGCUCUUUGCUCCCGGCUUGGACAGCCCUCCACUUUAUCCAAAUCACCAGUCGUCAACGCAACACUUCCUCUGCUUGUUAAGAUAUCAACAAGCUGGCCCGUGGGAAAUCGACUCCCUGGACUUGAUCUCCUUCGGCUUUUAGCCGCCGCAUCUCCCAUACCAGCCACUUGGGAUCAAGGUGACGGUAACUUAGUAUCCGUGAUAAUAGCAAGCGGUGUAUUUGACGCACCUCUCAGUCCGAAUAACACUAUGUUAGCAAUCCGAAUGCUAGCAAAUUUCUUCGAAACAGACUCGGGCCGUACUCUAGUAGCCGGAUGCUUUGAGGAAGUCACAGGCAAAAUCGGGUCUGUCAUGUCUGAUUCUGUUGCUGCAGGCAAUCGCAACAUAACAAUUGCCGCAGCAACGCUAUAUAUCAAUUUCGCCGUUUAUCUCACGUCAAAAGAUAAAGCUAAUACACUAGAAGCCUCCGAGCAUGGACUGGUGCUUCUAGACCAACUGACCAAGGUUCUUUGCAACGAGAAAGAUUCAGAGGCCGUGUAUCGAGGGUUGGUCGCACUUGGGACGUUAGUUGUUGGUCUGGACCAUGAGAUAAAAGCGGCAGCGAAAGAGAUUUACGAGCUCGAUCGGACCCUGAAACGGGUUCUAGAUGCCGGGUUUGGGCGGGAACCAAGAGUUAAAGGUGUUAUAAGCGAAAUUAGAGAUGCAAUUAAUUAG
Messenger RNA from Microsporum canis CBS 113480, 2340 nucleotides. Its product is annotated as ubiquitin homeostasis protein lub1. The record is from RefSeq and is a predicted model, not a curated record. Gene Ontology annotation, cellular component: cytoplasm; nucleus. Gene Ontology annotation, molecular function: ubiquitin binding. The transcript is spliced from 3 exons. The coding region runs from base 1 to 2340 and encodes 779 amino acids. Gene Ontology annotation, biological process: ubiquitin recycling; proteasome-mediated ubiquitin-dependent protein catabolic process. Lineage: Eukaryota; Fungi; Ascomycota; Eurotiomycetes; Onygenales; Arthrodermataceae.